CCAGUAGCCACUAGCCAGUCAAUUAAAAAGUUGACCGAUGACAUUUGAAGUUGAAUUCGAAUAGAAAAGACAUUUUUGUAAACUACAGUAUUGUUAGUGAUUUCAAUAUGUUUUUAUCACAUUUAUAAGUAUUUAGAUGGUGUCAGAUUCAUAAAGGUCAUCUCAGCAACUCUAGUAAUGAUAUUAGCUGAAUCCUUGUUGUUUUCUCUGGCUUUGAUUCUUUGCUGUGCAACAUUGUUCCUAUUAAUUUACUACAUUAUCACAUUAUCUGAUCUUGAAUGCGACUAUUUAAACGCACAGGAGUGCUGUGACAAACUUAACUACUGGUUACUACCGAAGUAUAUUGCGCAUUCGUUUACUACCUUUACAUUUUUGUUCCAUGGUUACAUAUUGCUUUUCUUGUUGAACCUGCCUAUGUUUAUUUGGUCCAGCUUUGAAUAUUUUACAGUACCACGAGGUAACCUAGGCGUUUAUGAUCCCACUGAAAUCAAUAACCGAGGUCAAUUGAAGAAGCACCUCAAACAUGUUAUGAUUUACAUUGCAUACUAUUUAGUAUUUUUCUUCAUUUAUCUAUACUCAUUUAUAUUGGCGAUAUUGAAAGGUGAUCCUUUCAAUAACGGGAGUGAUGACGAUAUUGUGACUGAAAUUUAACAAAGCCAUUAUGUCAGACG
Messenger RNA from Pararge aegeria (speckled wood butterfly), 671 nucleotides. RefSeq names its product protein cornichon homolog 4 (gene cnir). Gene Ontology annotation, biological process: endoplasmic reticulum to Golgi vesicle-mediated transport. Bases 178 to 651 code for a protein of 157 amino acids. The record is from RefSeq and is a predicted model, not a curated record. The transcript has a single exon. Gene Ontology annotation, cellular component: endoplasmic reticulum membrane; COPII-coated ER to Golgi transport vesicle. Lineage: Eukaryota; Metazoa; Arthropoda; Insecta; Lepidoptera; Nymphalidae.